GCUACCUGCUUCACACAACAAUCAAAGAUCUGCUAAGAAGAGCUAAAAUGGCUGAGCGUGCCGUCACAUUUCUUAUAGGAAAACUGGGCUCGCUAAUAUCUCAGGAAUCUAAUUUCCUUGGUGGAGUAGAAACACAAAUCGUGUCUCUUCAUGAUGAACUUGAGUGGAUUAAUUCCUUCCUAAGAGAUGCUGAUGAAAAGCGCAGAAGAUACAGAAGGGUGAACGUAUGGGUGAGCCAAGUCAGAAAUUUGGCAUAUGAUGCUGAAAAUAUUAUUGAUUUGUUCAUGCUUGAAGUCGUGCAACAACGGCAAAGAAAUAUCGUUCUGAGGUUUAUGGGUUAUCCCAAACAUCUUUUCACUCUACACAAGUUUGGAAAUCAAAUCGAAGACAUCAAAAGAAGGAUUGGAGAGAUUUCAGCUAACAAAUCCAAGUACGGGAUUGAAACUUUAGAAGCUGGAGGAACUUCGGCUCAUUUGAACGAUGGCUUAGCACGGAAGGUAAGGAAAGCUGCCAUGGAAGAUGAAAUUGAUGUUAUUGGCUUUGAGAAACAUAUUGAGGAACUAGCGAUUCUUCUGAAACAAGAAGAGUCCCGACAGCUUGUUGUUUCCAUAGUCGGUAUGGGUGGUAUAGGUAAAUCCACUCUGGUUAAAACAGUUUAUAAUAGGAGUGAUGUCAAGAACACUUUUGAUUCUUAUGCAUGGAUUUAUGUGUCCCAAGAAUACAGAGUAGAAGAUCUUCUAUCUGGGGCCAUAACACAACUUAUGAGGCUAACAUACGAGAAGAAGGAGGAGUUAGAAACGAAGAAUGUGCAGGCAUUGAGGCAGAUGCUCUUUAAUUACUUGAAAGAAAGGAGAUGCUUACUCGUAUUCGAUGAUGUAUGGAGAAGAGAAGAUUGGGAUACAUUAAAAGUGGCAUUUCUUGCUCAGGAUGAGGGGAAGCAACAGAGAGUUGUACUUACCACUCGUAAUGUGGAAGUAGCCAAACAUGCUGACCCAUUAACUGCUCCAUAUGAACUAAGACCUUUGGGUGAUCAGGAGAGUUUUAAACUCUUCUCUCAUAAGGUCUUCCAAUCCCACGUAGGAAGUGAGGAAAGAAGCUACUCAAAAAAAAUGGAAGAUCUUGGAAGGAAAUUGGUUGCCAAGUGCGGUGGAUUACCGCUAGCGAUUGUGGUAUUGGGAGGUCUCCUAUCAACAAAGGAGAAGACACCUAGCGUGUGGUCUAAAGUACUCCAAAGUGUGAAUUGGCAGCUUAAUCAAGGCCCACAACAAUGCAUGGACAUACUAGCUCUGAGUUAUACUGAUUUACCAUAUUACUUGCAAUCCUGUUUUCUCUAUGUUGGUCUUUUCCCAGAAGACCAUAAGAUCCAUUCUAAAAAAUUGAUUCGGUUAUGGGUUGCAGAGGACUUUAUACAACAGAGAGGGGAUGAAACUAUGGAAGAUGUUGCAGAGGAGUACCUAGAAGAGUUAACUGAGAGGAGCAUGAUCCAAGUAGCAAGUAGGAGAUCAGAUGGAGGUGUUGAAACAUGUCGUGUCCAUGAUCUCCUGCGGGACUUAGCAGUUUCAGAAGCCAAGAAAGAUAAGCUUCUUGAAAUCUAUGGGAGUAACUGUUCGAAUUCUCUAAACAGAUUCCGCCGGCUUGCAAUCCAUUCCAACAAUGGUACGCACCAUAUAUCGAGUUCCAGUCUAUACCAUCUUCAUUCCUUGUUGUGCUUCAGUAAAGGCCUCCACAAAAAGCUGUGGAAGGGUCUUUAUGUGGGGUUCAAUCUUCUUAGAGUAUUAGACAUUGAGGAUGUAAAACAUCUCAAUAGUUUACCCAAGGAAAUUGGAGGGCUCGUCCUUCUAAAGUACUUGAACCUGCGUGGAACCAAUGUAAGAAGAACUCCACAUUCAAUGGGAAACCUCUGCAAUCUACAAACUUUAGAUCUAUCGUACACUAGGAUCACACACAUACCCAAGGAAAUAUGGAGUAUGCAGCAACUAAGACAUCUUUAUUGCUUCUACAUUUGGUCUCCAUCAAGUUUAGUCAAAUGUGUAGCCAAUGUCGUCAAUGAGAUUGGUCUAAGUUGUUCUUGUCCUCCUAGAAUCGAUAAUCUGAGGGACCUCCAGACGUUAUGGUUACAUGCAGACAAUUGGAUAGAAGGUGGCCUUGACAAGUUGACGAAUCUGAGAGAACUCCGGAUACGUGGAGACUUGGCGUUGCAUACAAAGGCAUUAACCGACUCCAUUGUCAAAUUGAAAAAACUUCAAGUGUUGGACUUAUGGAACCAAAGCCAAAAUGCAAACCCUUUGCCUCUUGUUUCAUUUUCACAUCAUGUGCACCUCUACAAUAUGAACUUGCGUGGAUGCCUAGAGAAGAUACCUGACCCUAUGGAUUUUCCACCAUAUCUCACUGAGUUGCGAUUGUCUUGUUCGCAUCUAAAGCAAGAUGACCAACCAAUGGCAACACUAAAGAAGCUACCAAACUUGAAGAUUCUCAUAUUAGGAUGGAACAUAUUUGAAGGAAAGGAAAUGAUUUGUUCUGUAGGAGGUUUUGCUAAACUCCAAAUUUUGGAACUUAUAGGAUUAUAUAACUUGGAGGAUUUGAAGGUGGAACAAGGAGCCUUCCCCUGCCUUAAAGUUUUAACUAUCAGUUGGUGCAAGCAAUUAAAGAUGCUUUCAGAUGGGCUACCAUACAUCACUACCCUUCAAGAGCUCAACAUAGUCAACAUGCCGGAGGAAUUCAAUGCCAGGUUCCAAAAAGACAAGGGAAAGGAUUGGGAAAAGAUCAAGCACAUACCCUCUGUCACCAUUUCUAGUAAGCCUCCCCGUGAUUAAAUGGAAGAC
This is a messenger RNA of Telopea speciosissima, 2822 nucleotides long. RefSeq names its product disease resistance protein RPH8A-like. Gene Ontology annotation, biological process: defense response to other organism. Gene Ontology annotation, molecular function: ADP binding; protein binding. Lineage: Eukaryota; Viridiplantae; Streptophyta; Magnoliopsida; Proteales; Proteaceae. The transcript has a single exon. The record is from RefSeq and is a predicted model, not a curated record. The coding region runs from base 48 to 2813 and encodes 921 amino acids.